CCACCCCUCAAAGCCGCGCGUUCGGUUGCACACAGGCUGCAGUUUCAGUUUGUUUUAUUCACCAUUUUGAGAAGCUGGAGGUAAAAAAAAAUAAGAACAUUUGCGCCUGGAGGACAAGUCGGUGUCGUCCUUUUAUUCCCACGCGCUAGCUCGGACGGCGGAGUUGUGCGUCAGCCUCGCUCCCCUCGGUGAUUUUGCAGAGCGGGAAUCUAUAUUUCUGCCCCCCCCCCUCUCCUGUGCUUUUUUUUUUUCUUCUCCCCCCUUUCUUACAUCCCUAACCUCUACAGUAUUCCUGCAAAAUGUCAAGACCAGUGAGGAACAGGAAAGUGGUGAACUACUCACAAUUCAAUGAGUCCGACGAUGCAGAUGAGGAGUAUGGUGACAAUAAGCCCAAGAAGGUGCGCACAGCCCCUCGUGAGCCCAAGCACAAGCGCUCAAAGAACUCGCAGGAUGACAGUGAGGACUCCGACGAAAAGGUCUCUAAACCUAAAAAUGAUUCAGCAGAGGACUUUGGCAGCGAGGAAGAAGACAAUGACUUUGGAGAGGAGGAGGAGGAAGACGGAGGAAGUGAUUAUGAGGAAAAAAAAGGGAAGAAGCCGAAGAAAGCCAAGGUGGAGAAGCCCACCAAGAGGGCGCCAAAGAGAAAACGGGCCACAGAUGACAGUGAUGACGACAGGGAAGUGAGUCGAAAGCGCACAGUGCGCCAGGCGGCGUCCAAGGCCGUGUCUAAACAGAGGGAGAUCCUUCUCGGUGAUGGAGGCAGUGAGGACGAGGAGCACGAAGACCCAGAGGAACCCUACUUGGACCCUGAUGAGUCUGGCAGCGACGAAGACUUCAUGGUGGAGGACGAUGAUGACAGUGACUAUGGCCGCUCCAAGAAGAGAGGCAAGAAGGUGAUCCGACGGGGACGGCCAGACAAGAAAGAGAAGAAGAGUCCCAAACCCCGACUAAAGGCCACAGUGACACCCAGCCCGAUGAAAGGAAAGGGGAAGGGGCGCCCCGCCAAGGUCCCGGAGAAGAGCUCACCCAAAGAGGAGGAGGAGGAGGAGGACCCCGAGAGUCCCCUGGAGGACGAAGAGGAGGAGGCCGAGAAGAAGGAGAGCUCCCCUGCCCCCAAAACGACGAAGGAGGCCGCAGGAGGCGAGGAGGAGGAAGACGAGGAGGAAGAGGAGGAUGGCUCAGAAGAGGAGGCACCCUCUGGAGAAGACUAGAAGAUGGUAUCUGUUUGAAGCCAAUCCUCAUGUCUCUCUCUCUCUGUCUCUUCUCUACGUUUUCUUUUAUUAUUAUUUUUCAGUUUUUUGUUGUGUUUUCUUUUUUUUUUCCUCCCGGUGGCCUGGCUCAAUGGAUUGGACUAGUGUCUGUGUGUUUGUGCUUCUUUUCGUUCGCCCCCCACUCAGACACUGUGCUCGUGUGAUCAUAUAUAAGGAGUUACUGUCCCUCCCCUCGUCAUCAUCAUUUCCGCUCUGCAUUUUAAGUAUAAAAACUCAGUUUUUGGGGUUUCUGCCUUUUCCAAGAGCUCAACGCUUGUGAGCAUCCGUCCCGAGUGUGAACGCACAAGUUCACCAGUGUUUCUCCCCCCAUUCAUUUAACUGAUAUCAUGAUUACUGGGCGGAUUGUUGAGAGAUUCACAGUUUCAGUAACUAGAGCGCUGUAUUUACAGGCAACCACCCGUGGGGUCCGAAGCCUUCGCCCUCUCUCUGGUGCUUGUGCUUUUUUAAACCAGGAGAAUAUUUUAAUAAUGCGACUUUUGUCAGUGUUCUUUUUCUUUUUAACUUUAAGUUAAAGCAGCAACUUUAAACUUCUUUUUAAAAGAACCCGACCUCUUGUGUUCAGAAACGAGCGAGGCGCGUUACAUUGAAAAGUUUUCCACUGCUGCGUCGUGAUUCGAACAGUCUGAGGUGUGUUACUGUGAGUGUCGGGUCACCGCCGAGUGUAUGCUAAAUGCCCGAUCGCCGGCGUGACACAUUUCAAGCCGACGCGUAUGUACCUUUUUGACUUUGUAUGCCGUUGGGGUACUUCCUUUUCUUUAUUUCCGCCUUUGUGGAACGGUUUCAUUUGUUACAUGUUGGGCUUUCUAAUGAUGCACCGUGCUACGUGACGCAUACCUUAUUAAAAACACACACACACACACACACACACACACACACACACACACACACACACACCUGCAUGGCUACAGCAUCUUCUCAUUCAACCUGUUGUGCCAGGCACCCUAUAUCUUUUUUUGUUUUUGAUUUUUGUUUUUUAAAGACAUGCAAGAAGAGAUGUUUCUUUUUCUUUUCUUUUUCCUUUUGAGAGUUAAAAAAAUGAAUGUUGUUUUUUCUCCUGUUGGUUCAUUGUUCUAAUUCUCUAUUCAGAUUUUUUUUGUAAUGUUUGUUUUUUAAGAAAAGAAAUAAAAUGUAUCUUGAUUUUAAAGAAAAAAGUCGACCCUAUCCAAUCUGUUCUGCCUGAUAGUUGGACCAGCCAGCCCUCCUCUCUCCCUCCCUCCCUCCCUCUCUUACCCCAUUGGCUUAUUGGCUACCGUUGGUAUCCAUGUCCAUUUGUUUCUUAGAACCUUUUUGUUGCUCACAUUAGUGCUUCACAAGCUUAUCCACUUUUUAAAUCCAUAAGAGUCGUACAGUACUGAGGCUCCGCAAGGAUUUAUAUGACUAGGUGGGCAGCCGUAUGUGUCUGGCAUUCAUUUGUCUAUUAAUGCCUUAAUUUUUAAUUGAGUUGAGUUUUCAGUAGUGGCUCUGAUAUCCUCACUGGAGGCCUGAGAAUGUAAUCUGUCCUCGUGUUUUAAGUCAAAUUAGGCUACGAACGAGUCAACGAUUUGUACGAACAGCAGACCAUCCAAAGCCAUAAAAGAUCUCGAAAACAAGUGACUCGGAGAUCAGGUGCGGCACUUGUGAGAUUGAAUUUUUUUGCGAUAGGUAGUAGUUUGAUGUCAAAGCAAAAAAACAAACGAAACAAAAAAAUCGGAAAGAGUUGCUGUUGUGGUCUUGGGAAACUAAACCUCAUUUAUUAGGUGUUUGGUCAGGAGGGAUUCUGAUUGGUCCCAAGCCUGCAAGAGGAGUCGGUCCUGGACUGGUCCAGGACACUCGGUACUCGUCCCUGGUUCAGAAGCACAUUUGAUUGUUUUACGACAGACGUUAGCGGGUUACUGUAGUUUUUCUAUAUUCAGCUCCUAAAUUGGCACCCAGUCCUUAAUGUCAUUUUAAGACAAUUGGAUACUUGGAAGUGAGAAAAGUGAGAAAAUAAAAACGGCGGGAAGAAAAAAAAACUUUGUUUAUACCGAUGUAAAGCUCCAAGAGCUCUGUUUUCCGCAGGCUCAGUUACUGUCUUGUAGUUCACAGCACCGGGGGGCUUUGAACGAGUGGUCCUCGCCAUCAUCCCACAGGAGGCACAUGGCAUAAGGCCGUGAAUUUCUCCUUUUUGUCAUCCAUUCGACGACUUCUUCUGUUGUACUGUUUUCUGACGUUUUUUCUUUUCUAUCUACCUUCAGUUGUACUGGCAAAUGUAAAAAAAGAAAAUGUAAGCCAAGUUGUGAUUCUUACCGAAGACAAAGUGGGGAAAGCUUUUUGUCCAUAGCGUGGAAAAAAAGGGAACGCUGAACUCUUGAAUCUUUUGCAUGUUGUUGGAAAAAAGUGCGAAGCGAUCAUGAUGAUGAUGAUGCUGGUAAAUGCAAUGGCAAUAUUGUGGUCUUACAAAAAAAAAGUAUUAACAACGAUGAUGUUGAUAAUGUUUGGUUUCCCAGCUUCUAAUAAAGGCAACCUACUUUUUA
This is a messenger RNA of Scophthalmus maximus (turbot), 3763 nucleotides long. It is a transcript of the gene nucks1a, whose product is annotated as nuclear casein kinase and cyclin-dependent kinase substrate 1a. NCBI's taxonomy places the organism in Eukaryota, Metazoa, Chordata, Actinopteri, Pleuronectiformes, Scophthalmidae. Gene Ontology annotation, molecular function: double-stranded DNA binding; single-stranded DNA binding. The transcript is spliced from 8 exons. Gene Ontology annotation, cellular component: cytoplasm. The coding region runs from base 300 to 1211 and encodes 303 amino acids. Gene Ontology annotation, biological process: double-strand break repair via homologous recombination; interstrand cross-link repair. The record is from RefSeq and is a predicted model, not a curated record.